AUGUUCCAGAGUCCGUUGCAGUUUCAAUUGAUUACAGGUUUUGUUCUUAACCCUUACGCCUUUUCUUCAACUUAUUAUCAAUUCAGAAUGUGCGUCCACGCCAGUUGAGGAGCGUCGAGUGCGUCGAAAUCGGACAGCAUUCACCGAAAAUCAACUGGAGAGUCUCGAGGAAGCCUUCCAAAAAUGUCAAUAUCCGGAUGUGACACAACGAGAAUCGCUCGGGAAAAAGAUUGAUUUGGCGGAGGCACGCAUUCAGGUGUGGUUCAAGAAUCGACGGGCGAAGCAGCGGAAGCGGCAGCGGAAUGAGAGCAGUCCUGUCGAUACGGAGGACUCGGAGGAGGCCGACGGCGAGUUGAGGACCAAGAAACAGUGCUCCGAGGAGGCCACUAUUAUCAGUCAGUUUGUCUCUCUGACACGGCGACCAAAAACGUAGAAAGGGGCGUGGCCUAGCGCGUGCACGGUUUUGGCGCGAAAUUCGAAAUUUAACUCCAUUUUUCUCAUGUUUUUCGUCAAAAAUUUCCCAAAUUUUGUACGAUUUCGACGAUGUAAUUGCAUAACUUUUUAAAAUUAAUCAUCGCGCACUUUUUGAGCUUAAAACGAGCAGGUUUCAUUCAGAAAUUCAAUCAAUUGAAUCGAUUUUCAAGUUUUGUGCGGAAAAUGCGCGAAUUUCAGUCAUUCGCCGAUACUUUUCGCCGUUUGAACGCUUAAAAUACUUGUAUUAACGUGCUUAAUCACUUCCGACACUCAUUUCGUCUCAAAACCGAUCCACAUCGGCCGGUAUGAAAAUUCCGAAAUUGCGGCGGCGGCGAGCGUAUUGCGAAAUAUGCCAAAAACGUCUCAAACGCGGCGUUUUCACGAAAAUUUCAAUGUUUUCUCUCUUUAAUGUCUCUUCUUUCGUCGAUAUCAAACACAAAAAUCAUCGGAAAAGUGCUGGAAUUGCGGCAAUUUUCAGAAAACGCGUCUCAGAUUAGGCCACGCCCCUUUCUACACUUUUGGUCGCCGUGAGCUAUUGUUAACUUUCAACUUUUCAACGUUUUCUGACGGUUCUCACCACGAUCAAAACGUUUCUCAACUUAUUGAUUGUUUUGACAUUACGUACCUACUAGACUAGAAUUUAAGAUUUUUCAGCGUGGACCCCGGGAGCGGCGCUUCUAAACUCUUCGAUCAGUCCGACCAUCUCCUCGACCAACUCCUCUCCGAUUUCGUCGAUGCCAACCGGUGGCUCCAUCCCGUCCGCUCCGAAUCUCAUGUGUCAUCCGAAUCCGUUCUACGCUGCUUAUCAUCCGCACCAUUACUCGCAUUUCAGUACGGUAAGGAUUAUUUUCGUUCUAAUCGUGUCUACUUUAGUAGUACCUGGUGGGUAAUUUGAGACCUAAUACUUGUGCCAACUACUAGAUUAGGCCAAGAGCCCUUUGACUAUUCAAAUAUUGUUGCUAAUUUGCAGAUUCCUCAUCAGCUCGUCUCCGCCGACACAAUGUCAUUGGCAAUCAGUGCUGAUAAGGCACAACUCAAGCCUAUUCCCUAG
Molecule: messenger RNA, 1525 nt
Organism: Caenorhabditis sp. 36 PRJEB53466
Lineage: Eukaryota; Metazoa; Nematoda; Chromadorea; Rhabditida; Rhabditidae
Source: the annotation of a GenBank genome assembly